This is a messenger RNA of Lycium barbarum (goji berry), 1062 nucleotides long. RefSeq names its product pachytene checkpoint protein 2 homolog. Gene Ontology annotation, biological process: meiotic recombination checkpoint signaling; reciprocal meiotic recombination. The record is from RefSeq and is a predicted model, not a curated record. Gene Ontology annotation, molecular function: ATP binding; ATP hydrolysis activity. Gene Ontology annotation, cellular component: chromosome; nucleus. The transcript has 6 exons. NCBI's taxonomy places the organism in Eukaryota, Viridiplantae, Streptophyta, Magnoliopsida, Solanales, Solanaceae. Bases 160 to 765 code for a protein of 201 amino acids.
GAAUCUCCACUUGCUUCUAACUUCUCCCUUUUCUUUCUGCUCAUCUUGUUUGCUCAAUUCUGUGCCACCAUUGGUGCGUGAGUUAUUAUUUCCAAUAAAGUGACUUACACUCUUAUAUUUCAACCUUAGGUUGCGAAGCUGUUCUCGAAAAUCCAAGAAAUGGUAGAGGAAGAAAACAAUCUGGUAUUUGUUUUGAUUGAUGAAGUUGAAAGCCUCGCUGCUGCUAGAAAAGCUGCUUUGUCUGGCUCUGAACCUUCAGAUUCUAUCAGGGUAGUGAACGCUCUGCUGACCCAGCUUGACAAGUUGAAGUCCGCGCCAAACGUCAUAAUACUGACUACGUCCAAUAUCACUGCUGCUAUUGAUAUAGCUUUUGUGGAUCGUGCUGAUAUUAAGGCAUAUAUUGGACCACCAACUCUUCAAGCACGUUAUGAGAUACUGCGAUCAUGCUUGCAAGAGCUAUUGCGUACUGGAAUUUUGUCAAAUUCGCAGGUACUGGAUGGAGAUCAUCUUGUUCUCCCAAAUUUUGCUAAUUUGAAGGAGAACUUGAGCGAAGUAGUUUUAACUGAGUCUCAAAUGUCGCUACAUCUUGGUAAACAAUUGCUUGAAGCUGCAGAGGCAUGUGAGGGUAUGAGUGGAAGAUCACUUAGAAAGCUACCAUUCUUGGCACAUGCUGCACUUGCUAAUCCUUACAGUUGUGAACCUGGCAAGUUUUUGCAUGUGAUGAUGCAAACAGCUAAAGGAGAACGUUCAGAGCUGUCCGAGUGAAUUUUUGCCAUUCAAUGUCAAAAUUCUUCUGUUACUAACCCUGUUACCAAGCUCAACUGUAGAGCAAAUGGAUGACUAGCACCGAUAAAAUGCCGAGAAUUAUCAUAUGGUUACCUGAGCCUGACAGAAACAAGCUCUUUAUUAUCUCUUCGGGAAAAGUGGAAGGGUUUCGGGCAAUGUGAAUUGUGUAACAGCAAUACAUUUGAAAGUUAUUACAUCAAUGAUAGGCAUUCUUGCAUGUUGUAACAUCAAUUGCGCUACGAGUUGCAUGUAUGAAAGUUAAGCUGAUUUAUGCGA